AUGGAAAUGCCAAAUAUUGAACUCGACUAUGUCCCUGAAAAUACUGGUGAUGUUGAUAAUUGGAAUGAGCUAUUCCAUCAACGGGAGAAUUCUCUCCUGAACUUUGAUACCAAAGAGGAAGCACCUCUUUUUAAAGUUAUCCCGCUAGGCAUGCACGUCCUCUGCAUGCCGAGCUAUGGAGAGGCUCAUCCGGAGCUCCUACGGAGGUGGCAACAACUAAAUAUUGACCUUGGUAACAAUUACAUCAAGCUACUUAUUGAUUAUUUCCAGCCCAUAGAGAAUGAACUUAUCACCAAAGUUGAAGGAGUUGGAACUGGAACUUUUGAUAUUACUCAAGCUGUGGAAAAUAAAGAAAUUCACUACUGUUUCAGUACAGUAAAUGGAUCUUGCCCAAAAGAAGAACGCUCUGUAACAACAAGAGGAUUGAUGUACCUUCUUUUUGCUGGUGGAUCAGUGAUUACAAUAUGUGGAAACCUGAUGGUAAUUAUUUCAAUCUCACAUUUCAAGCAGCUCCACACACCUACCAACCUCCUUGUUCUCUCCUUAGCUGUGGCUGAUUUUACUGUAGGAUUCGCAGUUAUGCCAUUCAGUAUGAUAAGAUCUGUUGAAACCUGUUGGUAUUUUGGGGAAGCAUUUUGCAUUUUCCAUGCAUGUUAUGAUAUGUCAUUAACCUCGGUCUCAAUUUUCCAUCUUAUUUUUAUUGCUGUUGACCGUUAUUAUGCUAUCUGUGAUCCACUGCUCUACGCUAGUAAAAUAACAAAUUCUGUUACAGGACUGUUUAUUUCAUUUAGUUGGUUUGUACCAAUUAUUUAUUCGUAUGGUACAAUUUAUUCUAAAGUAGGAAUUGUACAGAGUUAUGUUUCCUCUGAACUGUGUCUGGGAAAGUGUGUGAUUGUAUUUAACACCUUAUGGGGGACAGUACAAUUCUUGUUUUCAUUUUUCUUGCCAUGUUCUGUAAUGCUGGGAAUGUAUCUGAAAGUAUUUCUUGUUGCCAGAAAACAUGCAAAAGUAAUUGGUACAAUGGAAAAUAACUACAUUUCAGAAAAAAAGGAAAUUAUUCCCAAAAGAAAGAAAGAAAGAAAAGCUGCUAAGGCAGUAACUACAGUAAUGGCUGUUUUCACAUGUUGCUGGCUUCCCAUAUAUAUAGACUCUAUUCUUGAUCCUUAUAUUAAUUUUGCCACUCCCUCUGCAGUAUAUGAUUUUCUGGUAUGGCUGGGCUAUUUUAACUCAACAUUUAAUCCACUUAUUUAUGCGUUCUUUUAUCCAUGGUUUCAAAGAUCAUUAAACAUUAUCAUAACUUUCAAGAUAUUUAAAUCACAUUCAUCGAGCAUGAAUGUCUCUGCAGCCAUCAAUUAA
This is a messenger RNA of Protopterus annectens (West African lungfish), 1356 nucleotides long. Its product is annotated as trace amine-associated receptor 13c-like. Lineage: Eukaryota; Metazoa; Chordata; Ceratodontiformes; Protopteridae. Bases 1 to 1356 code for a protein of 451 amino acids. Gene Ontology annotation, biological process: G protein-coupled receptor signaling pathway. Gene Ontology annotation, molecular function: trace-amine receptor activity. Gene Ontology annotation, cellular component: membrane. The transcript has 4 exons. The record is from RefSeq and is a predicted model, not a curated record.